CCUUUCUCUAUAUCCCUUUUCCAUCUCCGGUUUAAGCUCAGAAAUUACCAAUAUAUCCUGGCCUUGGUUUUUGCCAUAGAAGAGAUAAAUAAUAACCCCCAUGUUUUGCCCAAUAUAUCUCUGGGUUAUGAGAUCUAUAAUGUUCUGCACAGUCAAUGGAGGACUUUGGAGAGUUCCCUCAUUUUGCUUACAGGGCAGGAUGAGGUCCCCAAUUACACCUGCAGAAGAGAGAGCAAGUCUAUAGCUGUUCUUACAGGAACAACAUGGGAAAUAUCUGCCCAGAUUGGAACACUAUUGGAACUCUACAAGUUUCCACAGAUGACCUAUGGUGCUUUUGACCCUAUGCUCAGUGACAGUGAUCAGUUUCCCUCUCUCUAUCAGAUGGCUCCCAAAGACACAUCUCUAGCCCUUGGCAUGGUCUCUCUGGUGCUUCAUUUUAGCUGGACAUGGGUGGGACUGGUCAUUGCAGAGAAUCAGAAAGGUCUUCAGUUUCUCUCAGAUUUGAGAGAAGAAAUGGAUAGGAAUAGAAUCUGUGUAUCAUUUCUAAAAAUGAUCUCAAAGAGUGACAUGGUAUCAAAUAGACCAACAUAUGAUUUAUGGACCAGAGAAACAUCACCAGCAAAUGUUAUUAUUAUCUACUUUGAUACUAACAGUGUCCUUGAUGUUGGAUUUUACACUGGGCAACAUUUAGUGACAUGGAGAGUCUGGGUCACAAACUCACAAUGGCAUCCUGCCACCCUUGGGGAAAAUUUCAUCAUGGACUCUUUCCAUGGAACACUCAUUUUUGCACACCAGCAUGAGGAGAUUUCUGGUUUUAAAACUUUUAUCCAGACAGUUACCCCUUCAAAAUACCCAGAAGACAUUUACCUCACUGUAUUUUGGUCCAUGAACUUUGACUGCACUUUAUCUAAUUUUGAUUGUACAUUGAAGAACUGCCCACCCAAUGCUUCUCUCACCUAUCUUCCUGUGAGUCAUUUUGACCCUGCCAUGAGUGACGAGAGUUAUAAUGUCUACAAUGCUGUGUAUGCCGUGGCUCACGCUCUCCACAAGAUGCUUCUCUACCAAGUUCAGAUGCAACCAAGCAACAUUGGAGAACCGGAGGGAUUUUCCCCCUGGCAGUUGCACCACUUUCUAAAGGAACUUCAAUUUACCAGUCCUAUUGGAGACCACGUGAACCUGGAUGAGCAAAAGAAACUGAGUGCGGAGUAUGACAUUCUGAACUUUUGGAAUCUUCCAGAGGGUCUUAGGCUUAAAAUGAAAGUAGGACGGUUUUCCCCACAUGCUCCACGUAGUCAACAGUUGUCUCUAAAUGAGGAUAUCAUAGAGUGGGGCACAGGAAUUACAGAGACUCCCCGCUCUGUGUGCAGUGAGAGCUGUCAUCCUGGGUUCAGGAAAUCCCCUCAGGAAGGAAGGGCUGCCUGUUGUUUCAAUUGCAUCCCUUGCCCAGAGAAUGAGAUCUCCAACGAGACAGAUAUGCAGCAGUGUUUGAAGUGUCCGGGCCAUCAGUAUUCCAACAUUCAGAGAAAUCGCUGCCUCCAAAAAUCUGUCACAUUUCUGGCUUUUGAAGACCCCUUGGGGAAGACUCUUGUUGGCACAGCUCUGAGCUUAGCUAUUCUUACAGCUGUUGUUCUUGGGCUCUUCGUGAAGCACAGAGACACUCCCAUGGUCAAGGCCAACAACCGGACUCUCAGUUACACCCUGCUCAUCUCUCUCAUCUUCUGUUUCCUCUGCUCUUUACUCUUCAUUGGCCUUCCCAACACAGCCACCUGUAUCCUCCAGCAGACUACAUUUGGAAUCGUGUUCACUGUGGCUGUUUCCACCAUCUUGGCGAAAACUAUCACUGUGGUGCUGGCCUUCAAAGUCACUGCUCCAGGCAGAAGGAUGAGGCAGCUGUUGGUAUUGGGGGCACCUAACUACAUCAUCCCCAUCUGGUCCAUGAUCCAACUCACUCUCUGUGGAGUCUGGAUGGGAACAAGUCCACCUUACAUUGACACAGAUGCACACUCUGAACAUGGCCACAUCAUCAUCGUGUGCAACAAGGGCUCACUCACUGCCUUCUACUGUGUCCUGGGAUACCUGGGCUCCCUGGCCCUGGUGAGCUUCACUCUGGCCUUCCUGGCCAGGAACCUGCCUGACACAUUCAAUGAAGCCAAGUUCCUGACCUUCAGCAUGCUGCUGUUCUGCAGCGUGUGGGUCACCUUCCUCCCUGUGUACCACAGCACCAAGGGCAAGGUUAUGGUGGCCAUGGAGGUCUUCUCCAUCUUGGCCUCCAGUGCAGGGCUUCUGGCCUGCAUCUUCAUCCCUAAAUGCUACAUUAUUUUGUUAAGACCAGAUAGGAAUUCUCUACAUGGGUUCAGAGAUAAAACACAUUCUGACAGAAAGAAAAUUUUUUAA
Molecule: messenger RNA, 2394 nt
Organism: Fukomys damarensis (Damara mole-rat)
Lineage: Eukaryota; Metazoa; Chordata; Mammalia; Rodentia; Bathyergidae
Product: vomeronasal type-2 receptor 116
Exons: 6
Coding region: 319-2394 (691 amino acids)
Biological process (GO): G protein-coupled receptor signaling pathway
Cellular component (GO): membrane
Molecular function (GO): G protein-coupled receptor activity
Source: RefSeq, a predicted model, not a curated record